Molecule: messenger RNA, 5350 nt
Organism: Corythoichthys intestinalis (scribbled pipefish)
Lineage: Eukaryota; Metazoa; Chordata; Actinopteri; Syngnathiformes; Syngnathidae
Gene: foxk1
Product: forkhead box K1
Exons: 9
Coding region: 116-2098 (660 amino acids)
Biological process (GO): regulation of transcription by RNA polymerase II
Molecular function (GO): protein binding; RNA polymerase II cis-regulatory region sequence-specific DNA binding; DNA-binding transcription factor activity, RNA polymerase II-specific
Source: RefSeq, a predicted model, not a curated record
AGGCUCCAUGUUGUUCGUCAGCCCAAGCGAACAAGUGUUCGGGCCCCCAAACUCUCACGUUGCAACUCCGUGCUCGAAGUGUUCGUGGAAGUGAGUUUGACCCCCGUGAAACAACAUGGCAGAUUACCGGGAUGACACCGGAGCUCGGGCCCUGCUCGCCUUGCAGUCGGCGCCUUGCAGCCCCGUGCGAGUGGCCGUCAGCAACCACGCUUUCCACCACCAGCCGUCGCUCGCCUUCCUCGGUCCGCCGCUGACGGGCGCCGCCGGCGGCGGGAUGCUCCCCGCUCGCCUGGCGUCUCCUCUCCCCCAGGCCUUGGCUAGACUCGAGGGCCGGGACUUUGAGUUUGUCAUGCGCCAGAGGACCGUCACUAUCGGCCGAAACUCUUCACACGGCUCCGUGGACAUUAACAUGGGUCACUCGAGUUUCAUCUCGCGGCGGCACCUGCAACUCUGCUACGACGAGACGAGCGGCUUCUCGCUGCGGUGCCUGGGCAAGAACGGCGUGUUCGUGGACGGCGUGUUCCAGCGAAGAGGGGCGCCACCGUUACAGCUUCCCCGAGAGUGUGUCUUCCGCUUUCCCAGCACGGUCAUCAAGAUCCAGUUCAUGUCGCUCAUCCCCUCCGAGGAUCUGCGGGAAAAGGAGGCGCCCUCGCCCCCAAUGCGCCCACUCUUGCCUCACAUCUCCCCGCUCAAGAUCAGUAUCCCCACCGCACAGCAGCAUGAAGAGCACAUCAGGGCAUUCGGCUCGCCGCUGCCGUCGCCCACCGGCACCCUCAGCGUUCCCAACUCAUGCCCGGCCAGCCCUCGUGGCGCUGGGUCGUCGGGAUAUCGCUAUGGCCGUAACGUGACGAACGACCUGCAGCUUGCGGCGGAGUACGCAGCCAAAGCCGUUUCGGAGCAGAGGCGUAACAUCGCUGACCAGCGGGGAGCGGCCGGAGAGCCCCGAGGGGAGUCGGCCAGCGGCGGCGAUAGCCCCAAGGAUGAGUCCAAGCCGCCGUAUUCGUAUGCUCAGUUGAUUGUUCAGGCCAUUUCCUCAGCGCCCGACAAGCAGCUGACACUCAGCGGCAUCUACGCUCACAUCACUAAACACUACCCCUACUACCGCACUGCAGACAAGGGCUGGCAGAACUCCAUCCGACACAAUCUGUCACUGAACCGCUACUUCCUUAAAGUGGCGCGCUCGCAGGACGAGCCAGGCAAAGGCAGCUUCUGGCGCGUGGACUCUGCCUCGGAAAGCAAGCUUGUGGAGCAAGCCUUCCGUAAGCGAAGGCAGAGGGGUGUGGCCUGCUUCCGGACCCCCUUCGGACCCCUCUCAUCCCGGAGUGCCCCCGCGUCACCCACCCACCAGGGACUGCUUUCUCCACCGUCUAGUGGGCUGCAAACCCCUGAAUGUCUUAGUAGGGAGGGAUCCCCCAUCCCUCAAGACCACCACGAGCAACUUGCGCACAAACUGGCCGCUGUGCCGGAAUAUCGUUACACACAGAGUGCACCAGGAUCUCCGGUCGGCGCACAGCCCGUAAUCAUGGCGGCGCCUCCACACCCGGGUGCCGCCCUCAGCAAGGCCGUGGCCCUUAUCCCUCGGGGCGGUGGCCAGGUCCACCUUCUCCAGAAUCCCCCGCCGUCCUCCGUCACUAUGUUGCGCGUGGUCUCUGGCGCCCCGCCCAACGGCUACUGUGCUCCGUCUUUGGUCACCACCGCAUCGUGUGGUGGGGAGCUCAGAGAAGCGCAGAUGAAUCGUGAGCUCGUCAUUCAGACGACCGAGGGCCCCGCGCAGUCGGCCGAUGCGCGCAACACGGCGCUGGGGCUGCAUCAACUCGCCGUGCACCCUGUAACACACAACGGGAAGCUCGCUGCCGUCUCCACGGCAGCUGGCCUCGCCGCUUUCACUUCAGGUCUAAGCAGUCCUCUCCAGAUUCUGGCGACUCAGGCCUCCAGCUCCCCUCCAGUAGUGGUGAGUCAUCCGCUUUCCGCCAAGCAACUCAGCACGGGCGGCGAACCUCAGGCCAAGCGGUCUAAGAUAGAUGACGGCGAAGCCACCGCCACCCAGCAACCUGUUAUCGUCGCCAUGAUGCCACAAAGCUACGAGGCCAGGAAGUGAACCCCCUCCAAAAAAAAUAUGCCCGGAAAAAACACCUGAAGGGAAUUUUAUCAUGAAAAGAUCAGACUUUUAGAAAAGAAAUUGAAGCAAACACUACUUGUGAACGUUUUUCUCGGGCAAAAAUAUGAGAUGACUGAGUCGCCAAAGAGACGAUGACCCAUUUGCGACUAUUGUCUCGGUUGACUAAAUUGUAGCAAUCGUUUUUAACCACUGAAUUAAAACAGUGUGUUCAUUCGUGAUAAGUGAUGGUUGUUGUCGAAAACCCUGAGCGGGGGUGUCCAAACAUAUUUCUUAAAGCAGGGGUUCCCAACCUAUUCCACUAAGGCACACUGUGGGUGCAGGAUUUCAUUCUUACCAAACAAGAUGACAACACUUUUUCCCCAAUCUGGUGUUUUACAAGUGCAAUCAGUUGAUUGCAGUCAGGUGUGGCUUGUUUUAGCAGAAGCCUCAUUGGUUCAACUGUCUCUGCUGGAUCGGCUGGAACAAAAACCAGGACCCACAGUGUGCCUUGAGGACUGGGUUGAAAACCCCUGUCUUAAAGGACUGCUUUCAGAAAUAUUGAAGGAUGCAAGGGCCAACUUGAAAAUUUUCAACUUUUUUUUUGUUCAAUACAACAGCAAAAUAUUUAUCUCCAUAGUGUACAUCACUAAUAUUUUUACACACACAGUCUUUUCUGGACUAUUAGUCACAUUUUUUUUCUAGAGAUGUCCCGAUCACAUAUUUUUGCACCCGAGACUGAGUCACCUGAUGUAGAUUUUUUGGGGGUUUGCGAUACAUUGCAAAUCUUGCGAUAUUAUAUUACGAUAUUAAAACUAGAAGAAUUUUCACCGGAUAACUUGAAUAGCUUUGUUUGGGAUAGGCCUGAACAAUAUUGGAUGAAUUAACAUUAUGGCCUUGGCAAUAUACCAGUAUAUUGCCAAGGCUCCACACCUACUUUUUGCAUUGGUUGCCCUGGUGCGCAUAAUAUUUUUUCUUCAGGUGCACCAGCACAAAAUGUAGGCACACCCACAUUUUUCAUUGCAUCACCUUUAACUCCAUACUUUUAAUCACUCACCAUAACAUUCAUAUAAUUGAUAUGAGUAAGUCCACUCAAAUUCUCACGCUUUUGACGCUCACACUGCCAAGAACAGCCUCUAGACAACGAAGAUUGACUAAACCAGUGUUUUUCAACUGGUGUGCCAAGGCGCACGAGAUCAUCAGGUGUGCUGCGAGAAAUUACUCGAUAUCACAUUUCUUUUUUACGUCGUCAGGCGGAGUUGCAGUAGGAAGGAAGGGGUUGGUAGAAGGUUGCGGUCGUGUGCAGAUGAGCGAGGUAUUGCUCGUGUCGCGUUCAAGAACUGCUCGGAUUUCUAGCCAUCAGCCACCUUGUUGUCUGCAAUAAUGUGGACCCCGGCACGUCUACUGUACAUCAUUUGAUUAGACUCAUCAAGUGUCGAUAAUCACGAAAGUGUCCUUUCCAUUUUAUCCAUAUGGGACAAACAUCAAUCUUCCCCCUUUGUUUUAUUCCAACAAAUUGUCGAGGACAGCAAGGUGGCUGAUGACUAGAAAUCUGAGCAGUUCUAGAAAGCGAUCGAACAGCGCCAUGAUGCCAAGCAAGCUUAAAUGUGAUCUCCAAAUGAAACACUGAUCGCUUCUAAACAAGUCGAUGGACUAUUUUGUUUGCCUUCAUGGAAACGGAGAAAAAGGCAACUUUUUUUAGAAAAACCACAAAGGUAAAUGAGAAAGCCCUUAGAACCGUGGGGUAGAGACAUUAAUACUACCUGCCUGCAAAACCAUUGUCAGCGAGAUGCUCGGCCCUGAUGCGGUUAAAGACGUUGCUAAAGUCCCCCUGUCUGAUAAUUCUGAGCUAUUCAAGCCUAACUGCUAUAGAAACAAAAACAUGGACUGAGAGUUGUUGAAGAAGAUACCUGCAAGGAUAUCAGCUUUGUGUUCAUCUAAACAGGCUCAAGUUUCAUACUGAGUACCGUAAUUUUCGCACUAUAAGGCACACCUGACUAUAAGCUGCCCCCCACCACAUUUGACACGAAAACUGUAUUCGUUCAUAGAUAAGCCGCACUUGACUAUAAGCCGCAGCUGUCCUCACCAUAUAAUGAGAUGUUUACACGAAAAAUGUCAACCGGUAACACUUUAUUUGACAUCGGCAUCAUAAGACUGUCAUAAGACCAAAUGAACCACCGUGAAGCUUUCAACCAAUCUGCUUUAGAGCUUCAUUGCGUCAAGAAGCUUCACUUUGGCCAUGACUGUUUUCUUGGGGGAGAAAGUCAACCUCUGCUGCCACCUGCUGUCAACAUUGUUGUGGUCCAACAUGCCUCUUAGCAUGCAUAGCAGCGCUACAGAUGUCAAUAACAAAUCAAAAUUCAUGCUCUGUGCUAAUUAUUUCUUCAGUUACUGUUCUAGUUGUUUCGUCAAUUUCUAGUUAUGGAAUUUGGUAACACAUUAUUUGACAGUGGCGCCAUAACACUGUCAUAAGACCAUCAUAAUUAGGACAUGACAUUAUCAUGGGCCAAUGCGCAUGAUACAACAAAUAAGCUGCACUUAAAGCCAUAGGAUUCAAAUGAGGGAAAAAAGUAGCAGCUUAUAGUCCAAAAUUACGGUAAGUAUAAAUAUUGCGAUUUUUUAAUUAUUAUUAAAUAUACUGUACAUAAAGUAACUUUGGAACAUUUUUGGUUUGUGGUGUACCGUAAGAUUUUUUUCCAAUGUAAAAACGUGCCAUGACUCAGAAAAGGUUGAAAAACACUGGAUUAAACGAUUGUUAACACAUUUGUGCCUUUGAUCGUAGAGCAACAGAGCCUUCUCUCACCAGAUCAAAGCUACAAACCUGUCAAUCAUCGUUGACUUUAAGUAGCAAACUCGGCUGUACUGCUGACCAAGAAAAGCAGCAGGAGGGAGAGUGAGAGGUUGUACGAGCAUGAAGUAGAAAAACAUAUAUAUAAUACAUAUAAUACACAUAUAUAAUGUAUUUUUUAAAUUAAAAACUCGAUCAUUUUCACUCAAUUCCAGUCCUCUGAAAAAUGGCACGAUCAGGCACGAUUUCCGAUCAUGUGAACGGACCGGGACAUACCUAGUUUUUUUUUUCCCCCCUCUGACAGCAGCAAGAUUGUUAUGUUGUGUUGUUUAGGCUAUACUAGUUAUCAGAAAUGCUGUUAAUAUGUUAACUGAUGCCUAUUUAGCCUGUUGUUCUCCAUUUUACCAUUAUGACUUUAACAUAAUAUUGUUUCUUCUUUGUUUCUAAUAAAUUAAAAAUACGACUUA